ACCAUGAGAGCGACCGUGGCAGCUCUUCUCCUGUGUCUUGUGGUGACAGCAUGCAGGUGUCAGGAGACUCCACCUGGCACUCCUGGACCCACUGAAGGACCACAACCAACUGGCCCACCUGGUCCACCAACCGGAGGUCCUGACCCAACAGGUCAACCUACAGGAGGUCCUGAACCAACUGGACCACCAGGACCACCAACUGGAGGUCCUGAACCAACAGGUCAGCCUACUGGAGGACCUGAACCAACUGGAGGGCCACAACCAACUGGUGAGCCACAGCCUACUGGAGGACCUCAGCCUACUGGAGCACCAGCACCACCUUCUGGGGGACCUAGCAACAUUUUGCUCGGUGUCUUCUGACGAAACAGCACAAGA
Schistocerca americana (American grasshopper) is the source of this 375-nucleotide messenger RNA. Its product is annotated as proline-rich protein 2-like. Lineage: Eukaryota; Metazoa; Arthropoda; Insecta; Orthoptera; Acrididae. The transcript has 2 exons. The coding region runs from base 4 to 360 and encodes 118 amino acids. The record is from RefSeq and is a predicted model, not a curated record.